Lactuca virosa is the source of this 2292-nucleotide messenger RNA. Lineage: Eukaryota; Viridiplantae; Streptophyta; Magnoliopsida; Asterales; Asteraceae. The record is from the annotation of a GenBank genome assembly.
AUGAUGGUCGAAGAUCUAGGAAUCGAAGCUAAGGAAUCUGCAGUUCGUGAGGUUGCAAAGCUCUUGCCACUUCCUGAACUUCUGCUGUCCAUUUCUUCAAUCAAGGCAGAUUACAUUGCACGCCAACAGGCAACUGAUGCACAACUUAGCACUAUGGUUGCUGAACAGGUUGAACAAGCACAAGCUGGAUUAAAAGCACUUGCUUCAUCUGAGAAGAAUGUAAAUCAACUCCGCCAAAAUUUUGUUAAUAUUGAGAGGCUAUGUCAAGAAUGCCAAACAUUAAUUGAGAAUCAUGAUCAGAUUAAGCUUCUUAGCAAUGCACGAAAUAACUUAAACACAACAUUGAAGGAUGUAGAAGGGAUGAUGUCAAUUUCUUCAGAAGCUGCAGCAGCACAUGAUUCUUUAAGUGAUGAUAAGGAGCUCAUCAACACAUAUGAGAGAUUAACAUCUCUUGAUGGAAAGAGGAGAUUUGCAUUAGCUGCUGCAUCAACUCAUGAAGAGGAAGUUGGAAGACUAAGAGAAUAUUUUGAAGAAGUUGAUAGAACUUGGGAGAUAUUUGAGCAGACUUUAUGGUCACAUAUUUCUAACUUUUUCCAACUUGCUAAAGAAAGCCCACAAACACUUGUACGUGCUUUGAGGGUUGUUGAAAUGCAAGAGAUUCUUGAUGAACAAGUGGCUGAAGAAGCAGCUGAAGCUGAAGGAGGUGGUGCAAUGGCAUCUGUAGCAAAUCCUCGUAGAGCUGGCAAAAAAUCUACAGAUGCAUUAGCAUCUUCUAGAAACCUUGCAGCUCAAAAGGCAAAACAGGGGAAAUGUUACAAGGAUAAAUGUUAUGAGCAUAUCACAAAAGCUGUUGAAACAAGAUUCAGUAAACUUUUAUCAGAACUUGUCUUUGAAAACCUGAAAGGUGCCAUAGAGGAGGCAAAAAAGAUUGGGGAAGAGCUUGGAGAUAUAUAUGAUCAUGUGGCUCCUUGUUUUCCUCCAAGAUAUGAAAUAUUCCAGCUGAUGGUGAAUUUAUACACAGAGAGGUUUAUUCAAUGGCUAAGACUACUGAGUGAUCGUGCUAAUGAGAUUACAAAUAUUGAAAUCUUAAAGGUAACUGGAUGGGUGGUUGAGUAUCAAGAUAAUUUAGUUGCACUUGGAGUUGAUGAGACAUUAGCUCAAGUUUGUUCAGAGAGUGGUGCAAUGGAUCCACUUAUGGAUUCAUAUGUUGAGAGAAUGCAAGCAACCACAAGGAAAUGGUAUUUGAAUAUUCUUGAAGCUGAUAAAGUCCAGCCUCCAAAAUCAACAGAUGAGGGAAAACUUUAUACACCAGCUGCUGUUGAUUUAUUUAGAAUUCUUGGAGAACAAGUGCAAAUUGUUAGAGAAAAUAGUACAGAAAUUAUGUUAUACAGAAUCUCUUUGUCCAUCAUUCAGGUGAUGAUUGAUUUUCAAGCAGCUGAAAAAAAGAGAUUGGAAGAACCUGCUUCUGAAAUUGGUCUAGAACCAAUAUGUGCCAUGAUUAAUAACAACCUGAGAUGCUAUGAUCUUGCUAUGGAGCUUGCUUCUAGCACUAUUGAAGCCCUAACAGAAAAUUAUGCAGAACAGAUUAAUUUUGAGGACACCUGUAAGGGGUUUCUGGAGGUUGCAAAGGAAGCUGUACACCAAACAGUCAAUGUCAUAUUUGAUGAUCCAGGAGUGCAAGAACUACUAGUCAAACUUUACCAUAAAGAAUGGAGUGAAGGACAGGUUACUGAAUACCUAGUCGCAACAUUUGGUGAUUAUUUCACGGAUGUGAAAAUGUAUAUUGAAGAAAGAUCAUUUAGACGAUUUGUUGAGUCUUGCCUUGAACAAACAGUCAUUGUUUAUGUCGACCAUAUGCUGUCUCAGAAAAAUUACAUCAAGGAGGAAACAAUCGAACGCAUGAGGCUUGAUGAAGAGGUUCUGAUGGACUUCUUCAGGGAAUACAUAAGUGUUAAUAAAGUUGAAAACAGACUAAGAAUACUAAUUGAUUUGAGAGAACUUGCUUCAGCUGAAAGCCCAGAUACCUUCACUCUUGUUUAUACACAUAUUCUUGAACAUCAACCUGAUUGCCCGCCUGAAGUUGUUGAGAAAAUUGUUAGUCUACGAGAAGGAAUACCAAGGAAGGAUGCCAAGGAGGUUGUACAAGAAUGCAAGGAAAUAUAUGAGAAUUCUCUGAUUGAUGGAAAUCCACCAAGGUCAGGAUUUGUGUUCUCCAAAUUAAAGUCCCUCAAAGCAUCAGGGAUUGGUAAUAUUUUCCAGAAUCUAAGUCAACAGAUUUUUCAAGUGACAUGA